This is a messenger RNA of Vitis riparia (riverbank grape), 615 nucleotides long. RefSeq lists its product as uncharacterized. The transcript is spliced from 5 exons. Gene Ontology annotation, cellular component: nucleus. NCBI's taxonomy places the organism in Eukaryota, Viridiplantae, Streptophyta, Magnoliopsida, Vitales, Vitaceae. The record is from RefSeq and is a predicted model, not a curated record. Gene Ontology annotation, molecular function: RNA binding. The coding region runs from base 49 to 441 and encodes 130 amino acids.
UUGCAGAGGGAAAUAGGGUUUUGGGGGUUUAGAGCUGUGUUUGUUGGAAUGGAAAAUUUAACAGAGGGAGUGAACAAGUUGAACAUCUCCGAUUCUUCCCUCAAGAAAAAUCGAAUCCAGGUCUCCAAUACCAAAAAACCCCUCUUCUUUUACGUUAAUCUCGCCAAGAGGUUCAUGCAACAAUACAAUGAUGUGGAACUGUCUGCUCUUGGGAUGGCUAUUGCCACCGUUGUCACAAUUGCUGAGAUUUUGAAGAACAAUGGACUGGCUGUUGAGAAGAGGAUCACAACAUCAACUGUUGACAUAAGGGAUGAAUUUGGAGGGCGACCUCUUCAAAAAGCAAAGAUUGAAAUUUUGCUUGGAAAGACGGAAAACUUUGAUGAGUUGAUGGCUGCUGCAGCAGAGGAAAGGGAAAUUGGAGACUACAAGGAACAAAGCUGAAUUAAGAUGUUCUGGUCAUACUUGUUUUAGGAGUUUUUAAUUAAAUAUUAAAAAAAAACAGUAUCAAUUGAUAUAAAAAAUUCAGUAUGUUUUUUUCAUUAUUACCAUAGCUUCAAUCUUCACAUUUGCAUUAUUAAUAAAGCUUCAGUCCCACAUAAUGGACAUGUUGGUCAA